AUGUCAUGUAAGAGACAAGCUUACAGGAGGUUACGACCAGGGCAGAUGGCAAAGACAAACAGGAAAUAUACAAUCAUGAAAGGGUACUCUUGGUUGAGAGGGACUUUGGAUACUUGCCAAUGGGGAAGAUGGGUUUGGAAUGUGCAAAAUGUUACAAAGUAUAGCUUCAUUUGCUGGCUAAUGAUGCAAGGGAAGCUGCUAACUAAGGAUAAACUAACCAACAGAGGGAUCAGUUCAGAUGGCCUAUGUGUAUUGUGUGGAAAUGCCCCAGAAUCAAUAGAGCACUUGUCCUAUGAGUGUCACUUCUUUAAGCUGUGUAUCAAUGAAGUUCUGCAAUUGCUUAAAAUAAGCAUAACAAACUAUGAAGGGCGGCAUCUAUGGAAAAGAAUUGGCAGGAAGAUGGGGAGCAAAUUUAGAAAGGAGUUCUCCUAUGCUAUACUGGUUGCAUUGAGCUAUCACAUAUGGAGGGGGAGAAAUGAAGCUUUAUGGAAAUGUGUUGUGCCUAGGCCUAGCAAGAUAUGUGCCCAGAUAAAAAAGGAAUGCAAAGUUCGUGUGAUGGAAAUUAUCAACAAAAUAAAGCGGGACAAGGAUAGAAGAUGGAUAGAAGAAGUAUAUAGCUAA
Molecule: messenger RNA, 621 nt
Organism: Nicotiana tabacum (common tobacco)
Lineage: Eukaryota; Viridiplantae; Streptophyta; Magnoliopsida; Solanales; Solanaceae
Source: RefSeq, a predicted model, not a curated record